Messenger RNA from Colletotrichum scovillei, 2229 nucleotides. RefSeq lists its product as uncharacterized. Bases 1 to 2229 code for a protein of 742 amino acids. Gene Ontology annotation, biological process: protein phosphorylation. The transcript has 4 exons. Lineage: Eukaryota; Fungi; Ascomycota; Sordariomycetes; Glomerellales; Glomerellaceae. The record is from RefSeq and is a predicted model, not a curated record. Gene Ontology annotation, molecular function: protein kinase activity; ATP binding.
AUGGAGAGCAUCGGAAGCGGCAAAAUGUGGCCUCUAUUCGCAAGUCGCCGGAAAGCCACUCUUGACAGUUUCUUUCACAGUCAAUGGCAAUUUCUUGCGCCAGUCUUUACUACCAAUUCCUUUCGUCAUAAGCUUCACCCUAGCUGUCCUCUUCCUUUUAUCGUGAAGAUCAACCAUCAAAAGGCGGGGUUCUUCAGUUCCGUGUUUGAAGUGGUGAUUCAUGAUGCACAUCAGAAGAUCAAGGGAAAGAAGAUUCGUGUCGCCUCAAAGGAGAUGAGAAUUGGGAUGGAUUCUUACUAUGAGAAAGAGGCGGAUAUUCUGGAGACCAUACGCAAUGUUGACAACCCUCAUCUCAUUAAACCCUUGGCGGCAUAUCGAAGAGGUGAUCUCAGGGGCUUUCUUUUCCCUUGGGGGGAGGGUGGCAACCUGAAAGAAUUCUGGAGCUCCCAAGAAAAAUUGCGACCUGUGCCUGUCAGAGACCCUCAUCUUGUUCUUUGGGUCCUACGGCAACUUCAGGGCAUCUGCGGAUCCAUCAGUGCCUUGCACGAAAGGAACUGCCGACACGGAGAUCUGAAGCCCGAGAACAUUCUUCAUUUCCUUGAGACUGGUGGCAAGGGUGUUCUCAGAGUUGCCGAUGUAGGGCUCGCUAGAUUCCAUCUCGAGGCUACCAGAGAUCGAAACCAGCCGACGAACACCAUGACCGGCACUGUCCGUUAUGAGCCUCCGGAGUUCGGGCUUACGGAGCAGAUCUCGCGACUCUACGAUGUCGGCUUUCCUACCCUACCGGAAACAGGCUCCCCUGAGCAGUAUGUUCUGCUGAACGAAUGGCUACGCGUGUGUGACGAACAACACAGCCAUGGCGUCGAUGAUCGUACCGAGUUACCCACUCGCGUCCUCGAUGUUGGAACAGACCCGAAUUCUACUAUUCAUCUCUGCGAAGGGAAGCUCCUUCCACUCGAACGAUACACUGCCCUGAGUCACUGCUGGGGGGUGAAUUCUCAAGCUCAAGUUCGCACCCUGAAGGAGAAUAUCGAUGUCUUUCGCAAGCGGAUUGACUUCGGCAUUCUUCCAAAGAGUUUUCAAGACGCCGUUAAAAUCACGAGAGCGUUGGGACUACGCUACCUAUGGAUUGAUUCACUCUGCAUUAUACAGAACGAUAAGCAGGAUUGGGCCUUUGAGGCCACGCGUAUGGAGCAUGUCUUCAGCUCUGCCUAUGUCACUAUAGCAGCCACAGCAGCGUCUUCUUCGGCUGAAGGCUUCUUGCGACAGAAAGCAAAACAUCCAUUCGUAACAUUGGAGGGACCCAACGGGCGCACUACCUUUGUGCGCAAGUCAAUUGACGACUUUCACCAAGAUGUCGAACAAGCUGUGCUCAACCAGCGCGGAUGGGUGUUACAAGAGAGGGCAUUGUCGCGCCGGAUACUUCACUUCACAGCAUCUCAGGUGUAUUGGGAAUGCGGAAAUGGCGUUCAUUGCGAGACUUUGAUGAAGCUGUCUAACCGACAAGCUGCACUCCUCGGGGACUCCGAUUUCCCUAAAUCAGCCCUAGAGUACUUCAAGGGAGGCCGAAUCGUGACAUUCCAAACCCUCUAUCAGAUGUAUUCCCGGCUCGCAUUCACAGUACCGAGCGAUCGGUCCAUUGGAAUCAAGGGUUUAGAAGAGAGACUGGUCAAGGACUUUGCCACCAAAGGAGGAUUUGGAAUUUUCGACGAAUACCUUCAACGAAGUCUUCUUUGGCAGAAAGCUCCUGAUGCGUCCCUCGAUAGAAUCUCAUACCCUCCAGAUAGGCGAGUUCCCUCCUGGUCCUGGAUGGCAUAUCAAGGCCAAAUAGCCUAUCUUGAGGCUCCCUUCGAACAUAUCAACUGGACCAAGGAUAUUAUCACGCCUUUUAACACUGACAGCGGAAAGAAAACGCAUUGGGAAGUCUCCGAGGGCAGUGAAAUUCCUCUCCUCCGUGGCGUCGCAAGUCGCAUCAGUUUGGAUGACAUCGAACUCCUCAAAAGAGUCAGAUUCGACGAAUCAAGGCCGCAUACGAUAGAUCACCUGAGAUGUAUCGUUGUUGGGAGGGAGAAGACAGAGGGCUUGACCCGGGAGCCGGAGCAUUAUGUUCUUGUCAUUGCGAGGCUAUCUAAAGAACAAGGUGGUCGAUAUGAGCGCGUUGGCGUAGGAAGAUUACUGGCUGAACACAUCCUACUGCGAGAGCCGCAGCUCGACGUUGAGGUGCAGUAG